AUGGUGCGCGACCCCGCGGGCGCGUCCUGCCGCCCGCCGCCCGGCCUCCGAGUGAGCGCGCGCCCCGCCGCCGGCCGCCGCCUCACCCCGCCCCGCGCUCCCCGCCUCACGCCCCCGGGCGCCGCGCCCGCCGCCCCCGCCUCCCGCCCGCCCGGGCCGCGCUCCCCGGGGACGCGCCGGGGGCCCGGCCCGGGACCGCGAGUGGCGGCCGCGGCCGCCUCCGGCCUGGCGCGGGGCUCCGCUCGGUCCCCGCCGGCAGCCUGCUCUGCGGUCGGCCCCGGGGUCGCGCUCCAGAAGGAAGUUGCAGGGUCACCCUCCGGUCUCGGUCGCGGCCCCUCGGAGGCCCCCGAGGGCGGCGUCGGAGGUGGGGGGGGGGGUGGCGGGGCGGGGACGGACGCCGCGCGCUCCGCGUCCCGCGCCUGUGCCCCCGGAGACGCCCUCGGGCCCUCCAAGCCCUCGGCGCUCAGGGGCCGCCCCGCGCGACCCGCCGCCCAGCCGGCUCCAGGCGGGAUUCGAGUUCGGCGACAUCUCGGAGAUGGUCCAACUUUUUCAAAAAGGCAGCUGGGCGGGCUACGGAGUCCAAGCGCCUCGUUCGCGUUCCGCAAGUUCCAAGUGGGAGAGGACCUCGGGCUGCAUUUGGGGCUCCUUAAGCCCGGGCCUUUGCGACCUACUCUUGGCCCGAAAGCGCCCCCGGAGAGGGUGUUGGUUGCUUUGAGCGUUGUUUUUACCUUCUUGACUCGCGCCCGGAGGUCCGCAGGACUGUGUCCGCACUGGCCCCUGGCGUCCUGGGCCCUGGGCUGCCGCGUCCCGUGCCUCCUGGGUCUUCCCGCGCGGGGUCGCAGCCUGGGGCAGUGCUGA
This is a messenger RNA of Lynx canadensis (Canada lynx), 858 nucleotides long. Its product is annotated as translation initiation factor IF-2-like. The transcript has a single exon. NCBI's taxonomy places the organism in Eukaryota, Metazoa, Chordata, Mammalia, Carnivora, Felidae. The record is from RefSeq and is a predicted model, not a curated record. Bases 1 to 858 code for a protein of 285 amino acids.